GUGUCGGUCAGCCCGUUAGCCCAUCGGCCAAUUUGAUUAAAUCAGCGUAAAAUGUUAAAAAACGAUGCAGGAGGUGGGGUUCGAACCCAUGCCCUGCCCCUCCCCCAGCGUCGACUCCCUGUCCUGCAACCGGCACCGCCCUGCCCCUCCCCUAGCGCCGACUCCCUGCAACCGGCACCGGCCCGCCCUGCCCCUCCCCCAGCGCCGAGUACCUACAACCGGCCCGCGAGCCCUGCCACCGGCACCGCCCCACCCUGCCCGCGAGUUCGCCGUCGCAGUGGCCGACUCCUUGCCCUGCCACCGGCACCACCCUGCCCUGCCCGCGAGUUCGUCGUUGCAGUCGCCUGCAGAGCGCCGCGAGUUCCUCGUCUUUACCUGCCCAGCGUCGCUGCACCUCCCCGUCGCCCCGUGAGUUCGCCGUCGCAGUUGCAUCUUCUCCGUGCCUCCUCGGAUUCUAGCGCGAUGGACCGAAGGCCAGCGCCAAAAUCCCGUCGGUCUGCAUUGAAUGCCGCCAUAGGUACGAUUUCUGGAGGCUGGCAUCCAUCGUCACAAGAUAAUCGUCGCAGCCCCACGAACGACAGUCAUGCAACACAUGCACAACCUGAAGCUUUGUCGGCAGCUGCAUCUGUGCAAAACCCUCUGGACAACAGCAUUGAUGCCUCGUGGAUGCUUCCUGAUUACAACAUACUACCCUCCCAAGAUAACUACUAUAGGAAUCUGAUGAACCAAGAUGAUACAGAUAAUUUAGGCUUGGAGGAUUGCGUGCAAGUUGAUCCUCUUGUAGCUAAUAUGAAUUCCCAGACAAAACCAAAGGGCCGCUCAAAAAAUUUCACUGAUGAUGAGGACAUUCUAUUGUUGUCAGUGUAUCUCAAUGUUAGCAAAGAUCCUACUGCUGGAAGGGACCAAAAAGAUAGCAGAUUUUGGGAAAGAAUUGAAAAGUAUUAUCAUGUCAAUUUAACAUUUGAAUCAGAUCGCAAUUGCUCUUCAUUGCGUCAUCGAUGGGGUAUAAUCCAAAAGGAAGUAAGUCUUUUCCAAAGUUACUAUGAAGCCAUACAAAGGAAGAAUGAAAGUGGAAAGACAAUGAAUGACAAGACACGAGCCAAAGUGGUCAUCAAUAAAGGACUCCACAAUGGCUACCAAGAAGCUGGAUCCUCACAACGGUAAUGAAGACGAUGGACAUGACACCCCUAGACCACCAGGAAGGAAAGCCGAGAAAGAAAAAUUGCGAGCACGGAAGCAAGAGGACAAUGACAAUGAUGCAUUGAUGGAAGAACUAAAAAAAUUAGAGAGUCAAGAUUGGAGAUAGAAAAUGAUCGAAAGGCACGAGAAGACAAGUUAUUAGAGCUGGAGAGUAGUAAACUUGAUCUUGAGCGUGAACAACGUGACGACAAGGUGAUGAGAACCGACACAAGUACAAUGGAUGAUGAGUCAAAACAAUAUUUUAAGUUAGUGAAAGAGGAAAUUUUGGCGCGACGUUUUGGGAGAAAGCAAGAUUGAGGGGUCAUGUUAUUAGAGUUGGUUUUAGUCAUACUGAACAUAUUUGUAUUUUUUCUGUCUCUUCAAUAUAGUAUUUUUCCUGAAACGACUACAAGAUCUGUUUCCAAUAUAGUAUUUUUUUUCGUUGC
Molecule: messenger RNA, 1625 nt
Organism: Zea mays
Lineage: Eukaryota; Viridiplantae; Streptophyta; Magnoliopsida; Poales; Poaceae
Product: CASP-like protein 4A2
Exons: 3
Coding region: 52-1164 (370 amino acids)
Source: RefSeq, a predicted model, not a curated record